This is a messenger RNA of Dicrocoelium dendriticum, 211 nucleotides long. The record is from the annotation of a GenBank genome assembly. Lineage: Eukaryota; Metazoa; Platyhelminthes; Trematoda; Plagiorchiida; Dicrocoeliidae.
CUUACGUUGUUCGCCGCGCAGCAAUGGUCAUUUCGAUGUUCGGGAAGACGGAUUCAUUGUGAUGUGGUUUGCAAGGAACUCGGUACUGAUUUUAGUUACAAAUGUCAAAGACACCAAAGCAAGGGUCCGUGCGAAGCUGCUCUAUCAGCAUAUUCCGACUGCCUUCUUAAUUGUAUCUAUGGAAUACAACAUAAGAAACAUGGAACCACAU